This is a messenger RNA of Colius striatus (speckled mousebird), 2760 nucleotides long. It is a transcript of the gene HSF2, whose product is annotated as heat shock transcription factor 2. The transcript has 17 exons. The record is from RefSeq and is a predicted model, not a curated record. Bases 175 to 2094 code for a protein of 639 amino acids. Lineage: Eukaryota; Metazoa; Chordata; Aves; Coliiformes; Coliidae. Gene Ontology annotation, biological process: regulation of DNA-templated transcription. Gene Ontology annotation, molecular function: DNA-binding transcription factor activity; sequence-specific DNA binding.
CCGACAUCUUGGUUAAGGGCAAUACUUUCUCUCUUCCGGGAACGACUCAGAAAGCCAUUGUCGAGGAACUUCCGCCCGAAGGAAUUAUGACCUACGAUGAGAAAUCUUCCAUGGGAAAGGGAUGCCUGUAGUAUCUAUUUGACUCUAAGCCAAGGGACGUGAGGGAGAAAUGGAAUGCAAGAUUGGAAAAUUGGUGUGAUGGGACAGGAAGUGGACGCAAAAUUGAAGCUGGAGUUGGUAUCCUCAAUCAACAAAGGACUGGAGGAGAAAGAUGUGUCACAUAGAAGAGGACAGCUGAAGAGUAACAGCAGUGCGCUGAAUUUUAAGCAGAAAAGAGUACCAGAAUUCUUAGCCCUAUCUAAGCAAGGAGAAAGACUCAUCUUGGAUAACUUUGUUAACAAGGAAGACUCUUUAACUAGCAGCUGCUCCGGGAUGAGCAGAAACCACCAUAUCACUGGCACAAACCUAGACUACGUCAAGAAAGAAGAAACGCACAGAACUGAUGCCACUUCAUCUGGAUCAACAAGCUGGACGCCUAGUGCCCCUCAACAAUCACAUAAGCAUUGUAACCAGAAUGGCCAGAGUUUUUUGGUGUUGGAUGAACAGAGAUUCGCAAAAGAGAUUCUUCCCAAGUACUUCAAGCACAACAACAUGGCAAGCUUUGUCAGGCAGUUAAAUAUGUAUGGCUUCCGUAAAGUUGUCCCUAUUGAUUCCGGGAUUGUGAAAGUGGAGCGAGAUGGUCCCGUAGAGUUUCAGCACCCAUAUUUUAAGCAAGGCCGGGAGGAUUUGUUGGAGCACAUUAAAAGGAAGGUUUCCUCAAAACCUGAAGAAAACAAGAUCAGUCAGGAAGAUCUCUCCAAAAUAAUAAGUAAUGCUGAAAAGGUGCAAAUUAAACAAGAGACUAUUGAAUCUCGAUUGUCUGCUUUGAAGAGGGAGAAUGAAUCCCUUUGGAGGGAAGUGGCAGAACUGAGAGCAAAACACUUGCAACAACAGCAAGUUAUUCGGAAGAUUGUACAAUUUAUUGUUACUUUGGUGCAAAACAACCAACUAGUGAGCUUAAAACGCAAGAGGCCUCUACUUCUGAACACUAAUGGACCUACAAAGUCAAAUGUAUUUCAAAAAAUUGUGAAAGAGCCAGCUGACAGUAACCACCAUGUACCUCUCAACAGGAAUGAGGGCUUAAAACAAAGGGAACAGAUUUCAGAUGACAUCAUUAUUUAUGAUGUUACCGAUGAUGUGGACAAUGAAGAAAGUCUUCCUGUUACACCAGAAACAAAUGAGGAUAUGACUUCAGAGUCUUCCAACUGUAGUCAUUCUCCUGAUAUUGUAAUUGUGGAAGAUGAUAAUGAGGAAGAAUAUGCCCCUGUAAUUCAAGAGGAUAAAGUCACAGAGUCAGCUGCUGUCCCAGCUAAUGAUCCCCUCAGCCCUGUCGGUGAUGGUACAAGCCCACUCAUGUCAAGUGCUGUACAGCUGAAUAACCAGUCAACUUUAACUGCAGAAGAUCCAGUCUCGAUGAUGGAUUCCAUACUCAAUGAGAAUGGAGUAAUUCCACAGAACAUAAAUCUUCUUGGAAAGGUUGAACUUCUGGAUUAUCUUGACAGUAUCGACUGCAGUUUGGAGGACUUCCAAGCUAUGUUAUCAGGACGACAGUUCAGCAUAGACCCAGAUCUCCUGGUCGAUCUUUUUACAAGCUCCGUGCAGAUGAAUCCCACAGAUCAUAUCACUAAUAGCAAAGUGGAGGCAAAGGGAAUAGAAACUACUAAGAACAAUGCUGCUCCAGCAUCUUCGCAGGAAAACCAAGAGUCGAAGCCCAAAUCAGACAAGCAGCUGAUACAGUACACGGCCUUCCCACUCCUCGCCUUCUUCGAUGGGAACGCAGGCUCCGCUGUGGAGAGCGGGAGCACGGCAGCUACCGACAGAGCCCCAGAGGUGGACGAGCUGCUGGAGAGCAGCCUGGACCCUCAGCCCACCCAGAGCAAGCUGGUGCGGCUGGAGCCACUGACGGAGGCCGAGGCGAGCGAGGCCACCCUCUUCUAUCUAUGUGAACUCGCCCCGGCGCCCAUGGAUACGGACAUGCCCUUCUUGGAUAACUGAUGUCCUGGGCACACUGUACAUAGUCAUGAACUAUUUAUUUAGAAUAUCGUUUGGUAUAUGACGGCUUUUUUUUGUAAACCGCUGGUUUCUGUAACCAGGUUGACGUGGAAUCCAAAACACCUUUCCUACGCCACUUCCUACAAGCGCCUGUAACACCAUGGUUAGAGGGAGCCGCUGGGGACGGUUGGUAACACCACGUCUGACUAUUCCUGCGCUGCUGCUGCUGUCACAUACAUAUUGCUAAGUACCCCGGGCACCUGAACACGUGUUUGUAGUAAGCUUUAUGGUUUCUUAUACUUCUGGUCUUACAUAUGAUGACGUAAACUAGUAGUGUAUGGUUAGGGAGCACUGGCUUUCUGUAUCUUGGGUUUUUUUCUAUUUUUUACAAUAUUUUAACAAACAUGAGGCUUUUUUGGGGUAGCGGGGGACCAGGACCUGAUGUAGGCUUUUUUUUUCCCUGCCUGAACUGGGAACAAAGUGCCUGUACCUUGCUCAAUCAUGGUUCUGCCUUACUUUCACUGCAGUGGAAGUGCUCACACAGCACAAAGGGGGAGGGUGGGAGGGUUGGGGAAGAGACCUUGACAGCCGCCAGGCCCCUUGACUGCAUGAGUACUCUGAACUUGGACCAUCUACUCCAAUAAAAUAAAUGUUACUUAAGUGUGAUAA